This is a messenger RNA of Theobroma cacao (cacao), 3990 nucleotides long. The record is from RefSeq and is a predicted model, not a curated record. Lineage: Eukaryota; Viridiplantae; Streptophyta; Magnoliopsida; Malvales; Malvaceae.
AUGAAAUCAAGGGAGGCAGUUGAGGCAGUUAACAAAACAUGUGACAUGAGUGAUGGAUCAACGGUAGGAGACACUGCCCUUCAUCCACUCCUUCAUAUACAAGGAGAUCAAACCGGAGAAAGGGAUCAAAAAUUAAUAAUAACUGCAGAUCAUGAUGCAACGUCGCAUCAAGGAGCAGGGAACACAGUGAUUUUAUGGCAGAAGGAAGGACACCGACUUACAGAAAGUGGACCAAGGGGUCCAAAUACGGUAGUUGAUAUAAUAGAAGGAAGUGACGAGCACAAUCCAACAGAGGGUAACGGUGCAAGUCCGACGUGCAGCCAAGAUGAUCACAAUCAAAUUGCUUCCACGUUUACCAGAUCUUGUGCAAGGAAGGGAGAGAAUGAUAUUAACCCCCCUACUUCAGAAUUAGCUUCAGGUAAGUGCUUGUACAACAAAGAAAUGAGUGUCAUUCCUUCACUUUCAGGAAAUCAAUCGUUUGAGAUGGAAGUCCACCCGUUAGUGCGACGAAGAAGGAAUUCAGACACUGUAAUUUCAAUUGGAAAAAUAACCGUUUUGGCAUCGGAGGAAGCCAUGGAAAUGGGUGAAAAUGAUGGAAUCUCUGAUGAUGAUUCCAUCUCGAAAAUAUGGUUGUUUCAUGCUUCUGAUUUGAGCUGUGAAGUGCUUCUAGACCACAUCCAAUGUCUUCAUGUGAAGUUCAUUAUUCCAUGGUUGGAGAUCCCCUUGUUGGCUUCUUUUGUUUAUGCCAAAUGUACCAGGUCGGAAAGGUUAAUGCUGUGGGACUGCAUAAGAAGCUUGUCAGCUAAUAUCCAUACACCGUGGAUAGCAGAGGGUGAUUUUAAUGCCAUAGUUAACAAUGGGGAGCGAUUAAAUGGUGCAGUGCCGCAUGAUGGUUCUAUGGAAGAUUUCGCUAUAGCCUUACUCGAUUGUGGAUUAUUUGAUGGAGGGUAUGAAGGAAACCCAUUCACUUGGACCAACAACCGUAUGUUUCAAAGGUUAGAUAGAAUGGGGAAGCAACGCCGGCUAAAACAAUCACUGAAAAGGUGGAACAAGGAGGUAUUUGGAGACAUAUUCCACAAUUUAAAAGUGGCAGAACAAAGAGCGGCAGAGUGUGAAUUAAUUUUCCAACAGGAACAAUCAAUCGAGAAUCGGGCAACAAUGAACAAAGCAUAUGCUCAGCUUAACCAUUAUCUUAGUGCUGAAGAACUAUUCUGGAAGCAGAAAUCUGGUAUUAAAUGGCUUGUGGAGGGUGAGCGCAAUACUAAGUUUUUUCACAUGCGAGUCAAGAAGAAACGAAUCAAAAGCCAUAUAUUCAAGAUUCAAAAUUCAGAUGGCAGUUGGAUUAAAGAACCGAAUGUAGUUAAAUCAUCUCCAGUGGAAUUCUUUUCCUCUCUUAUGAAAAAGGAACCGUGUAAUAUGUCCAGGUUUGAUGCUUCAUUGAUACCUACUAUUAUUUCUGAUAACGAUAAUCUGAGUUUAUGUGCAGAGCCAUCCAAGGAAGAGCUGAAAGAGGCAGUUUUUAAUAUUGACAAGGAUAGUGUUGCUGGCCCUGAUGGAUUCUCUUCAUACUUCUACCAACAAUGUUGGGACAUUGUUGCAAAUGACCUCCUGGAAGCAGUUGUUGACUUUUUUCAUGGAGCUGACCUUCCAAGGGGAAUCACGUCCACAACAAUUGUGCUGCUGCCCAAGAAUCACAAUGCAUCGACAUGGAGUGAUUUCAGACCGAUAAGUCUUUGCAAUGUCUUGAAUAAAAUCAUUACUAAGAUCUUAGUUAAUCGUCUUGCAAAGGUGCUUCCUUCCGUCAUUACAGAUAAUCAGAGUGGCUUUGUAGGGGGGAGAUUGAUUAGCGACAACAUCCUACUUGCACAGGAACUAAUUGGGAAGAUUGAUCGAAAGUCAAGAGGUGGAAAUAUAGCUCUCAAGUUGGACAUGAUGAAGGCAUACGACCGACUUGAAUGGGAUUUCCUUUUCAGAAUGCUAGAGCAGCUAGGAUUUAAUUCUCAGUGGAUCAGCAUGAUUCGUCGUUGCAUAUCUAAUUGCUGGUUCUCCUUGCUGAUUAAUGGUGGUGCUGUGGGAUUUUUCAAGUCAGAAAGAGGACUCAGACAGGGCGACUCCAUUUCUCCUAUUUUGUUCAUCCUGGCUGCUGAUUAUUUAUCUCGAGGGUUAAAUGCAUUAUUUGCUCAAUAUCCAUCCCUGCACUAUGCUUCAGAUUGCUCCAUGUUAGUCAGCCACUUGGCAUUUGCAGAUGAUAUUCUUAUAUUCACUAAUGGUGCCAAAUCCUCUUUGCAGAAAAUUCUUUCGUUCUUGCAAGAAUAUGAGGAGAUUUCUAGACAGCGAAUAAACCACUCUAAAAGUUGCUUCAUCACUCAUCGGAAUGUGGCAAAUUCGCGCAAACAAAUAAUCUCUCAAGCCACAGGUUUCAUCCAUAAAUGCCUGCCUAUCACAUAUUUGGGGGUGCCACUUUAUAAAGGAUCGAAAAAGGUAAUGUUGUUUGAUGAUCUGGUGGAAAAGAUCCGGGAGCGCAUAGAAGGAUGGGACAAUAAAAUUCUAUCUCCGGGAGGGUUAAUUACCCUUUUACGGAGCGUUCUGUCUUCCUUACCUAUCUAUUUGCUCCAGGUCCUUAAGCCCCCUAUAUGUGUGAGUGAGAAAAUUGAAAGAAUGUUCAACAACUUCUUAUGGGGAGGCUCAGCAGGCACUAGACACAUUCAUUGGUGUGUGUGGCAUAAGAUCACACUUUCAGUCAGUGAGGGAGGAUUAGACAUCCAAAGCUUAGGAGAUGUGUUUGAGGCUUUUAGCAUGAAGCUCUGGUGGAGGUUUGUAUCCUGUAACAGCAUUUGGACGCGAUUUAUGCGGACUAAAUAUUGUACGGCCCAAAUUUCGAGGUACGUCCAGCCGAAACUCCAAGAUUCACAAACAUGGAAACGAAUGCUCGCCAGCUGUUCAACCGUAGAGAACUACAUUAGGUGGAGGAUUGGUAAGGGAGAGCUAUUAUUUUGGCAUGACUGUUGGAUGGGUGAUACACCCUUGGUCAAUCGUUUUCCAGUAUUUGCAUCAUCGAUGACAAGAGUUUCCCAUUUUUACGAUGAUGGUACAUGGAACGUGGAUAAGCUAAACAAUGUACUGCCAGAGGACGUGGUUGUGGAAAUUCUAAACAUUUCGAUUGAUCCUCUUAAUGAUGAUAGGGCGUUUUGGGUACCUACCUCUGAUGGGCAAUUCACUACUAAGUCCGCUUGGGAGAUAGUUCGUCAACGUCAGUUGAGGAGUCUCUCUUGCAUGUCAUGUGGGAAUGCCCAAUUGCCGUACAGGAACGAUGCGAAACAUAGGAACCUUGGUAUGUAUCCUAACAGAGUGGUGUGGAGAGUACUCAAGCUCAUCCACCAACUAUUCCAUGGGAGACAAUUCCAGAAGUGGCAAUGGAGGAGAGAUCUUCAGAUUGCUCAAACAUGGGGUCUAAUAUUUCAGCAGGCAGUUCCAUAUCCACCAAGAAUAUUCUCUUGGCGAAAACCAUCAACAGGUGAGUUUAAGCUGAAUGUUGAUGGUAGUUCAAAGCACAAUUUUCAGAAUGCUGCUGGGGGAGGACUUCUUCGCGAUCAGACUGGUACUUUGAUCUUUGGCUUCUCCGAAAACUUUGGAUCGUGUGAUUCUUUACAAGCAGAAUUGAUGGCUCUACACAGGGGUCUAUUGUUGUGUACUGAAUAUCGUGUUUCUAGACUUUGGAUAGAAAUGGAUGCGAAAGUAGUGGUUCACAUGAUUAAUGAGAAUCAUCAGGGAUCUUCUAGGACUCGGUACUUGCUUGCUUCUAUUCGUAGAUCCUUAAGAAGUAUCUCUUUUAGGAUUUCGCACAUUCAUAGAGAGGGAAACCAGGCAGCAGACCACCUCGCGAAUCAGGGGCAUACACACCAAAAUUUGAAGGUAUUCUCACAAGCAGAAGAUCAGCUCAGAGGUAUUCUCAGAUUAGACAGAAUUAAUUUACCUUAUGUUCGUUUUUAA